Dermatophagoides farinae (American house dust mite) is the source of this 1271-nucleotide messenger RNA. It is a transcript of the gene Stip1, whose product is annotated as Stress-induced phosphoprotein 1. The record is from RefSeq and is a predicted model, not a curated record. Lineage: Eukaryota; Metazoa; Arthropoda; Arachnida; Sarcoptiformes; Pyroglyphidae. Gene Ontology annotation, molecular function: Hsp90 protein binding.
UUUUUGUUCAGCAAUUUUUUAUCGGUCACAAUUUUCGAUUUUUUCCAUAUUUGAUUUUUUUUUGUAAUCGAUCUCAUUAAUAACAACAACUAUGAGUACCGUUUCAGACAAUAAUAAAGCUCAGGCAUUGUCUGCUAAAAAUAAAGGCAAUGAUCUUUAUAAACAACGAAAAUUCGAUGAAGCAUUGGCCUGUUAUGAUCAAGCGAUCGAAUUGGAUCCAACCGAUAUCACUUUUUUGAAUAAUAAAUCGGCCGUCUAUUUUGAACAAGGUAAUUAUGAUGAAGCAAUCAAACAAUGUGAAAAAGCAAUCGAAAUUGGUCGAGAAAAUCGUGCCGAUUUCAAAUUGAUUGCUAAAGCAUAUGCCAGGAUGGCCAGCUGCUAUCAACGUAAAGAACAAUAUGAAGAUGCGCGAACAUUUUUUCAAAAAUCAUUAACCGAACAUCGAACUCCGGAAACAUUGUCCAAAUUGAGUGAUGUUGAAAAAAUAAUCAAAGAAAAAGAACGUAAAGCCUAUAUUGAUCCAGAUAAAUCGUUGGAGGAGAAAAAAUUGGGUAAUGAAAUGUUCCAGAAAGGUGAUUAUCCUGCCGCAAUCAAACAUUAUACGGAAGCUAUCAAACGAAAUCCGGAUGAUGCUAAACUUUUCAGUAAUCGUGCCGCCUGUUAUCAGAAGCUAACUGAAUUUAAUUUGGCUUUAAAAGAUUGUGAAGAAUGUAUUCGCCUUGAACCAACUUUUGUGAAAGGUUAUAUUCGAAAAGGCUAUGCUUUGUUGGCCGCAAAAGAACAUGCAAAAGCUCAAGCAGCUUUUCAGAAAGCAUUGGAAAUUGAUGAAAACAACAAGGAAGCAAUCGAAGGCUAUCGUAAAUGUUGUAUGUCUUCAUCGCCGGAAGAUAUUCGUAAACGAGCAAUGGCUGAUCCUGAAAUACAAAAAAUUCUAGCUGAUCCUGCUAUGCAAAUGAUUCUUCAACAAAUGCAAAAUGAUCCAAAAGCAUUACAUGAACAUUUAAAAGAUCCAGAAAUUUCAAGCAAAAUUUUCAAAUUGAUGGAAAGUGGAAUAAUUUCGGUUCGCUAACUUGCAAAAUUGAAAAUUUUUUUUCUCCAAAACUCAGUUUUUUAUUCGAUAAAAUACAACUAACAAUAAGCAACACAUGCAUAGCUGAAUUAGUGUGUUUUCCAGCCAAGCCUAUUCUAUGCUCGAUGUAUUUUUAUGGUCACUUUUUUUAUAAUAAAAAAAAAAUGAAUAAAUGACAUUUAUGGAUUAUCUCUGAAAAAAA